Molecule: messenger RNA, 3397 nt
Organism: Lepisosteus oculatus (spotted gar)
Lineage: Eukaryota; Metazoa; Chordata; Actinopteri; Semionotiformes; Lepisosteidae
Source: RefSeq, a predicted model, not a curated record
GCGGGCGCAGUGUUUCACUGGAGCCCGAAAGAGCAAGAAUUUGCCCAUCGCUUUCCACCCGGGGCGCGGCGCCAUCUUGUCCAGCGCCCCUGGAGGAGAGGGUGCCGACAGGGUGGGCACGCCUGGCCCGUGGGCCGCCCUGGCAGCUCGGGCGCCCAGCCGCGGUGAGUCCGGUCCGUGGCUGUUUGUGUCCACUGUUCUGUAGCGGUUGACAGCACGAGACACGCCUCGGCCACCGUCACGUGCACACGCAGCCCUUCGCCGCUAGGGGGCAGGGAGGGAGGGGUGGAGAGCCCAUCGGUGACAGCACUGUGCUUAGUUUAGCAGGACCCCCCCCCGUGUGGCCGUACAGAUGCGGAUCACCAUUACUCCCAGCAACUAGUGAACACUAGUGAACUAGUGAGAAGAUGGAGUCUAAUACUGUCUUGCUAGAGUAUCAGAUAUCCAGUAAAGUGUAGACCCAGUAUAUGGCCUUGUGCAUAGCACAGAAAGCACUAUUAUAGAUCACUAUUAUCAUGAUGUGAGCAGGAUGGCAGAGUAGAUAUGGUCGGGUCACAUUUGUUCACGGAACCCUUAUUUGAAAGGGCAAGGAAUCUACUUUUGUAAAUUGGCUUAAUCCAAUUUUCCACUGGCUGAUCAAGGCUCCUGACCUAAGGAUCAUCCUUAGGUCAUUAUCUCGCAGUUCACUGAGCACACUGGGCCCGUGCCCUGUGAGCAACAGACCGGAGACACAGCAUUCCUGCAGCCAGAAGCCCUUGUUUUUAACCCACGUGACUCAGGCGAGCUCCAGGAAGCAGAGAUUAUAUGCCUGCCCGUUGCUGUUGCCGAGAGUGAAUCAUUUCGGGAAUAAAAAUAGUCCCCUGACCUUUUACGGGCUAAAGCCUGAGAAAUAAACACUUUCAUCUUCCUCGGACUGGAGUUCUAAGAAUACAGCAAGCACGCGAACUGGGAGGGAGCCUCCCCAUCUUGGAGAUGGUUCAUUCCUCAGAUAUGAGGAAUCGUAGCAAGAGCAGGGAUGGGCUCUUCCACUUGGGAGGUAUCGGGGGGGGGUGUAAUCACAAAAUUCCAGUGAAAAUGAGGAGGUGAGCACAGGAUCUGGGGGUAUCCACUUCCUCUAGGGUGUUGGUCUCUUGGGCUGGUACACAACGUGGCUGGGGCGUGCAGGCCGCCUUUUCCUAAAUGCUUGUGUCAGUUUCCGUUCCUAAAGUGCACAGAGACUUCCUUGAAAAGGCAAACCCUUCAGCAGCUUCUCCUCUCCUUCAAGUGCAGCAGCGAGCCAGGCAGGAAUGUGUAGAGUCUCAGAGGGCCCUGUGACCCCCACCCCCCCCCUCAGCUCCCUGCAGACGCAGCCGGAGUGGGAGGGCACACCGCGCCCAUCUCACCCCGUGCCCACCGCGCUGAUCCCGGCAGGGGCCCUACUACCCUUCCCAGAUCCACCCGCUCGGGGCAGCGCCCCUGAUCGCUCGCCCGUUCCCCGCCGGGUUUCGCUCAUGGGACUCAUGGGAAGCGUGGCGUCAAGCCUUCCCAGAAUGCACUUUGGCCGCCACCCCUUCACCUGGGGGGGCAGUCGGAGCGAUUCUUGGCCCUCUUUGUGGUGCUCAGCGCGGGUUCAGAGUGUGCCGCCAGGGGAAAAGAAGCAAGACGCUAAUCGUGCGAACCCCUCGUCUGCAGGACGAUCACUUGGAGGAGGCUGCAGCAGCCUGGCGUGAAACUAGAACGUUUGACAAAGGACGCCCUGGAACGAGAUGAUGCGUAAAGUCGUGCGGAUUUCAUUCUCUGUACUGGCUGGCACAUCUUAAAAUAAACCAUCCCUACCGUUUGUCGGGGGAGGUGUUUCUUUCCGUGCAAAAUGCCCGAUUCCGUGCAUCCCUCCGUUAGAGGAGGGAAUCACAGCUCACCCUUCCGAAUUCGUCCAGAGGGGGGUCGCAGGUCACAGAACACACCGGAGAGGUUCCCAUUUCCCUGCGUUACAGUAUACCCCACCACUGCCAACUGGGGGGUACACAGGACUGCCUCCCCCAGUUUCAGGGGACUAGCCCUGUGCUUUUUUUUAGGCGGGGUGGUGCCCAAGAUGGCGGUCUAAAACCCCAAAUCCAGGGCACGUGGCCCCCAGUAGCAGCCUCCAGGGGGCGCUGCUGAGCAGCAUUGGAAAAAUCGCACCUGCGAUGCCUGUCACAGCUCAGCUGGUGACUGACGCUGCCAUGACGCUAGGUCAACACUCAGCUCAGUGAGUGAGACACGUCCCGCUCAGAGGACAGGAGUUUCCGGCGUAGAGCCUUUCACCCCUCGCCGCUGUGUGGGUCACACACUUGUUCCGCCCGAGCCCUCCCCUGCUCCUCGUCCCCCGUCGCGGGACCCGCGGGUGCCGAUCAGCGCGGCGCAGGAGGGAGGGAGUCAGUCGCCGUUCCAGGCCCCCGUAAGGAGAGGGGCAAGCGAGGGGUUUGCCUGACUGUGCUUUUUAGGACUCGGGGAGGGAGGGGAUUUCCAGAAAGGUAAAGGGAGGGCCUGACUCGUCGCUCGUCCCCGGAAGGUGGACUGUGCAUUGCUUGGUUGUCUGCAGAAUGUACCUUGAAGGAUGUAAAAUGUGUCUCUUUUCAUGUUUUUUUUUGUCCUCUCCUUAUUCCGUUAUCUCACCAUCUCGCUCUCUCUCCCGCCAGACUGUAUCAGGAUAGACUGUAACCUCAGCAAGGGACCGGAGACGCUGUUCGCGGGGCAGAAGCUGAACGAUAACGAGUGGCACGGGGUGAAGGUGGUGCGCAGAGGGAAGAGCCUGCAGCUCUCUGUGGACAACGUCACUGUGGAAGGCACGAUGACCGGCGCCCACACGCGCCUGGAGUUCCACAACAUCGAGACGGGCAUCAUGACCGAGCGGCGCUUCAUCUCGGUGGUGCCGUCCAACUUCAUCGGGCACCUGCAGGGCCUGUCGUUCAACGGCGUGCCCUACCUGGACCAGUGCAAGAACGGGGACAUCAGCUACUGCGAGCUGAACGCGCGCUUCGGCAUGCGCCACAUCAUCGCCGACCCCGUGACCUUCCGCUCCAAGGGCAGCUACCUGGCGCUGGCCACCCUGCAAGCCUACGCCUCCAUGCACCUCUUCUUCCAGUUCAAGACCACCGCCUCCGACGGCCUGCUGCUCUUCAACAGCGGCGACGGCAGCGACUUCAUCGUGGUGGAGCUGGUCAAGGGGUACAUCCACUACGUCUUCGACCUGGGCAACGGGCCGUCGCUGAUGAAGGGCAACUCGGACAAGCAGCUCAACGACAACCAGUGGCACAACGUGGUGGUGUCCCGGGACGCGAACAACGUGCACACCCUGAAGAUCGACUCGCGCACGGUCACGCAGCACUCCAACGGCGCGCGCAACCUGGACCUCAAAGGUAGGAGAGGGGGGGGCUGA